Molecule: messenger RNA, 625 nt
Organism: Puntigrus tetrazona (Sumatra barb)
Lineage: Eukaryota; Metazoa; Chordata; Actinopteri; Cypriniformes; Cyprinidae
Gene: ndufs6
Product: NADH:ubiquinone oxidoreductase subunit S6
Exons: 4
Coding region: 141-530 (129 amino acids)
Biological process (GO): mitochondrial electron transport, NADH to ubiquinone
Source: RefSeq, a predicted model, not a curated record
UGUACCACAAAUGUAAAAUAUUUGAACAAACAUAUAAAUAAAAGAAUUUAGUCGAUCUCGACCGGCAGGGGCCGGCAGAGACGCGUUUUCAUCGCGCACGCAGCAAAGCAAGGGCUGCUGGGUAAUAAUCACAGGCAAACAUGGCAGCCUCCCUUUCCAGGGUCUUGUCCUUCGGUAAAAACACGAAGGCUUUGCUCAGCGGCUUGAGGUUGUCUGCAGCUCCAGCACAACGAUACAGCGUUCAAGUUUCAGAUUAUGGAGAAAAAAUCACCCACACGGGACAGGUCUAUGACGAAAAUGAUGUGAGAAGAGUUAGGUUCGUCGGCAGGCAAAAAGAGGUGAAUGAGAACUUUGCAAUCAGCUUGGUUGCCGAGGAACCGGUGACACACACAGAGUCCAGAGUGGUGUCCUGUGAUGGAGGCGGAGGGGCUCUGGGACACCCCAAAGUUUACAUCAACUUGGACAAGGAAACCAAAGUGGGCACGUGUGGAUACUGUGGGCUCCAGUUUAAGCAGACGCAUCAUCACUGAAGAACCGUCUUUUUGUCUGUUUGGGCUAUUCAUAACUCUCCUUUGAAUGCAUCUAAUUCUAUUCCUGUAUAAUAAAAUAUUGCUGUAACUUAAAA